AUGGAGACAGAGAUGGAGAUAGAGAGAUGGAGAUGGAGGAGGAGACAAAGAUGCGAUGGAGAUGGAGAUGCAGAUGGAGAGACAGAUGGAACCAGAGAUGAGAUGGAGACAGAAAUUAAAUGGAGGCAAAGAAUGAGUCAGAGACAGAGACUGAGUUGGGAUGUACCCAUUAAACUGGUGGCAAAAUGUGUUCCCCUACCAAUGACUGUCUGUGGACACUGAUUCUUGAGCCCAAGAACAGAAUAUGCAGUAGCAUUAGAGCCUGCAAAACAAGUUGAUGGGAACUAUGUUGUUUCUGAGUGGAGUGAAAUACAGUUUUGUACAGCAGAUUAUUCAAAAGUUCACCUAACACAACUUCUGGAAAAAGGUGAAGUAAUUGCGGGACGUAUGCUCAAACUUUCUGGUUUUUAUCGGAAUCGGCACAAAGAAUACUUUGAUUAUAUCAGAGAACAUUAUGGGAAUGUUAUGCAGCCCUCUGUCAAGGAUAACAGUAGCUUCCAAAUCAGUGGGAAGUUGGAAGGCAUCUUUUUUAGCUGCAACACUGAGUUUAACACUGGAAAGUCAUCACAAGAUUCACCUUAUGGAAGAUACAGGUUUGAGAUCAUAGCUGAAAAACUUUUCAAACCAAACACUAACUUAUACUUUGGAGACUUCUACUGCAUGUACACAGCCUAUCACUAUGUCAUUCUUGUGAUGGUUGGUUCUCCAGGAGAUGAAUUCUGUAAGCAGUGCCUUCCUCAGCUAAAUAUAAAGUAUAAUAUAUUUUUGACCUGCUCUGAAGAAGAUGGCAUCCUGGCUUACCACCAUGCCCAGAAUGUUAUUUUGGAAGUAAUUUACACUGAUUCCAUGGAUCUGUUCCUUGGCAGAGUUGCAGAAGUUACUGGCCAUCAGCUAAUGAGCUUGUCUACUGCAAAUGCAAAGAAAGAUCCCAGCUGCAAGACCUGCAACAUCAGUGUCAGAUGUUAA
Alligator sinensis (Chinese alligator) is the source of this 966-nucleotide messenger RNA. RefSeq names its product phytanoyl-CoA 2-hydroxylase interacting protein like (gene PHYHIPL). The record is from RefSeq and is a predicted model, not a curated record. NCBI's taxonomy places the organism in Eukaryota, Metazoa, Chordata, Crocodylia, Alligatoridae. Gene Ontology annotation, cellular component: cytoplasm.